UUCUCCCCCUUUCGGAAAAAGAAAAAAAAAAACCUCACCUUCUCCUGAGAAAAAUCAAAAUCCCCAUCCCAUUUUGAGCGGAGAAGAGGCAGGGACCGAAGGCCGGCCGAAGCGCCGCGCGAUGGGCGGCCACCUGUACGCGCUCGACUUCGACGGCGUUAUCUGCGACAGCUGCGGCGAGAGCUCCCUCUCCGCCGUCAAGGCUGCCAAGGUCAGAUGGCCGUGGGUGUUUGAGCAGGUCGACGCUGCCAUGGAAGGGUGGAUUGUGGAGCAAAUGUACACCCUUCGACCGGUGGUGGAAACAGGAUAUGAGAAUCUGUUGCUUGUUAGGCUGCUUGUCGAGAUCCGAAUACCCUCUGCUCGACGAUCAUCGGUUUCAGAUGGGCUUAGCGUCCAAGAAAUAUUGGAGAACUGGUUGAAAUUGAAGCCCACCAUCAUGUCUGAAUGGAAUGAAGAUAGGGACUCUCUAGUUGACCUCUUUGGCCGCAUAAGGGAUGACUGGAUUGAAAACGAUUUGCCAGGCUGGAUAGGCGCUAACAGAUUUUAUCCCGGAACAGCUGAUGCAUUGAAAUUUUCAAGCUCGGAAGUGUACAUAGUUACUACAAAACAGGCCAAGUUGAAAAUGACAUCAAAUUGGUAUCAGCUUGUCAGCUAUGCCAAGAUAUCGAUGAAAGGAUUUUCAAAGCUUGUGAAUAACCGAGGAAGAUUUGCUGAAGCACUAUUGAAAGAAUUGGCUGGAAUAGAGAUUCCCUCCGAAAGGAUAUAUGGCCUUGGCACUGGUCCAAAGGUUAAAGUUCUCCAGCAACUCCAGCAAAUGCCACAGCAUCAAGGCUUGACACUUCAUUUUGUUGAGGACCGGCUUGCAACUUUGAAGAAUGUUAUCAAAGAGCCGGCACUGGACGGAUGGAACCUCUACCUUGUGAACUGGGGAUACAACACACCGAAAGAGAGGGAGGAAGCAGGCGGCAUCUCAAGAAUCGAGGUCAUUGAUCUCCCUGACUUCAGUAAAAAGCUGAAAUAGAUGGGAAUGACACAUAUUAUCCAAACUAUGUUCUGAAGAGUCCAGGUCAUUGAUCUCCCUGACUUCAGCAAAAAGCUCAAAUAGCUGGAAAUGGCGCAGAUUAUCCAAACUAUGUUUUCUUUUCUGGUGACUCCUUUUUGACAUGAUGUACUUGUGCUAACUUCGCCCUUUUUCCAUUCAAUACAUUAUUUACUACCAGGA
Messenger RNA from Brachypodium distachyon (stiff brome), 1222 nucleotides. RefSeq lists its product as uncharacterized. The transcript has 10 exons. Gene Ontology annotation, molecular function: SNARE binding. Gene Ontology annotation, biological process: SNARE complex assembly. The record is from RefSeq and is a predicted model, not a curated record. Lineage: Eukaryota; Viridiplantae; Streptophyta; Magnoliopsida; Poales; Poaceae. Gene Ontology annotation, cellular component: endosome; lytic vacuole. The coding region runs from base 122 to 1021 and encodes 299 amino acids.